This is a messenger RNA of Plasmodium gonderi, 594 nucleotides long. Its product is annotated as ATP-dependent Clp protease adaptor protein ClpS. Gene Ontology annotation, biological process: protein catabolic process; proteolysis. Bases 1 to 594 code for a protein of 197 amino acids. The record is from RefSeq and is a predicted model, not a curated record. The transcript is spliced from 5 exons. Lineage: Eukaryota; Apicomplexa; Aconoidasida; Haemosporida; Plasmodiidae.
AUGCAUAAUUAUUCAAAAACCUUCUUAUUUGUUUUAUUAUGUAUAUUUUUAUGUAAGAGGAGUACACGUUCGUAUAGCAUAAAUUAUAUUACCAGAUAUUGUAAGUUUAUUAAUACGUCACAAAAAAUUCGGAAUACUAGCAAUACCAGCAGACAUGUGUUUAAGGAUAACAAGUUAAAGAGAAGAAAUAUAAUUAUUGAGGCCCAGAAUAAUGAAAACUUGGAAAAAGUGAAAAAACUCAGAAAUGUGAUAAAAGAAAUUAAAAAAGAUAACAUAAAGGAGUUCUACGACGAGGAAAAAGAGAAGAGAGAAAAAGAGACAACUGCUUGGAAGGUCAUCCUGUACAACGACGAUAUUCAUAAUUUCACUUAUGUAACGGACGUAAUUGUAAAAGUUGUUGGUCAGAUAAGCAAGGCCAAGGCGCAUACAAUUACAGUAGAAGCUCAUAGCACAGGCCAAGCUCUUAUUUUGUCAACUUGGAGAUCAAAAGCGGAAAAAUAUUGUGAAGAAUUACAGAAGAACGGAUUGACUGUUUCUAUCAUUCAUGAAAGUCAGCUGAAGGAUAAGAAGAGAAACCCAGACAAGAACUCUUAA